Messenger RNA from Aspergillus calidoustus, 1020 nucleotides. NCBI's taxonomy places the organism in Eukaryota, Fungi, Ascomycota, Eurotiomycetes, Eurotiales, Aspergillaceae. The record is from the annotation of a GenBank genome assembly.
AUGACGUCUUACGGGCUCCUUGAUCAGGCGGACGAAGAUGCCCUCCACAAGUCGCGUCUCUUGAACGUCGAGGAAAAGCCUUUCAAGCGCAUCUCUAAGCGCCUUCUGAAUCCCGAUUCGAUCGUUAUCUCAAACGCGACUUUCUUUCCCACUCCUCCGCCUGAGGGAACCGACGAAGAGGCCGCGGCCUCCGCUGAGGCAGAGAAGCAGAAAGGGCUUCAGGAAUGGCGCCAAUUCCGUGAAGAUGUGUCGCUAGACUUUACCGCCUUCGAUGGAAGUAUUGCGCGCAUCCAAUUUUUACUCACUAGCAACGAAAAAGAGCGCGAGCGCUAUGUCGCCGAGAAAGAGCGGAUCCUUUCCACGAUGCAGGCUGUCCGAGAAAACACAACCGAGCUACGCGUUCAACUGGAAGAGGCACAACGACUUUUGGCGCUGCGAAAAGGCUACGACGAGCUGACGGAAAAGAUUACGAGCAACAGACUCCUAAAACCGCGAGAAGACCAACAGGCGAAUCUACAGAAACUGCAGACGGAGAUUGCGGACUUGGAAAGGCAGAGCAAAGAUUAUGCAGAGACCUGGGCGGAGAGGCGAGAGCAAUUUGGCCGCAUUGUGGAAGAAGGGAUGCAGCUUCGACGACUCAUCCGAGACGAAAAGGAGGAGGUUGAACGCCGCGAGGGUAUGCAAGAAGACGAAGAUGGAGAUGACGGUGAAGUCUCGAAAGGAAAACUGAGUGGCGCCAACACACCUCGACCCGACCACGACAGCACGACUCCUUCGCAAGGCCAAGAUGAGGCAGGUCGCUCGCCUGUUGCCAUACACGCAGACAAAGUGACUCCAGGCGCUGCAACGCCAUUACGGCAAGUUACUAUGGCUGGAGAAGAGAAGGGUAAUGCUGAACAGGAGGAUUCAGCAAUGGUGGACGAGGGUGAGGUGACAGGGGAUGAGGGAGAGCGGCAUGAUGACUUAGAAGAAGGGGAAGAGCAAGACGAUCGUGCCGCCGACAGGAUGGAUACAACAUAG